AUGGCGCGACGCACCGCGUGGAGAACCCGCCGACGCCGCAUUGCAGUCUCUCCCAUCCGCGGCUUCGUUCGGCGCCACGUAUUCUCCCUCAUCCUCGCCGCUCUCCUCCUCUGCGCGGCCCUGCCCCGUUGCGUGCUCGCCUGUGACGCGAUCCAACCCGAGCCUUUUCCCUCGCUCGCCGCUCACCUUUCCGCCCCGCCAUCGCCGAUUAACCGCGGCGCGGAGUUUCGGGAGUUGCAUGCGACACGUGUCGCCGACGGUGGGGGCCGGGGCGACGAGAGCGAGCAGAGAGAUAGCGAGCGGCGAGCUACACGACAUGGCGCAUCGUUGCUGCUUCUGCUGGCGGGGCAGGAAGGGCUGGGGCAGGAAGAAACGAGCGACGGGGGUUGGACGGACGGCGCGCGGGCAAGAAUGGGAGACGCAGCGGUAUCAGCGGCAGAGGAGUCAGCGGCAGCGGCGGCAGUGCCCGUUCCAGCGGAGCCGUCAACGGCGCACUGUUACUGCCCUAGCGACGACUGGGACGACACCGGCGACGACUGGCACGACACGCGCGACGACUGGCAGCAGCGCGCGGAGGCAUGGGCAGCGGAGGACGCGCGUGGGGCUGGGGUGGUUGAGACGGGCCGCGGCAGCGAUGCGGGCGUCGUAACGCAAGGUGAGGGCGACGGCGCAUGGCCGGCAGCAGGGGCGCUACGGCUGCCUAGCGAGGGCGCGCGGCCGCUCGGCGUGAAGAUGGUGGUCGAGGCGGUCAGCAGGCAUGGCAGCGACAGCAACGUGGGUGGGGAACGGCGCAGCGACGGGCUAGACAGGGGGGGUCUGCACCCGCGUCAAGGGGCGAGUGAACCGGAGACGGCAGGAGCCAUGGCAGUGUGCGACGGAAUGCGCGGGUGUGCGGCCGGAGCGGAACACGCGGUGGGCUUGCUCCUACCCACGUCGCAGGUCACGCACCCCGGGACCGCUCACUCAGCGCGCCCUCAUGCGCUUCUACUCAGUGCACAUUCCGAACAAGGCGCCUCUGCGCUCAUCCACAGCGUCGCCUCUCCAGCCCUCCCGGUUUACAACAUUCUAACGGCGCCGCCGGCCAGUGCGCGCGUCAGCGGGAAGGGGAUGAGGAAGCGGGUGAGGAGCGAGCAGCGGCGCCUGCUCGCGCUCUACGCGCGCCAUAUGUCCGGACCUGGCCGCUGGGUUGGGCCCCUCCCGGACGUCCCGAAUGGCGGCUCCUGGGUCUUUGCGCCGCUCCGCUCCCCCCUGCACGUGCGCUCGUUGGCGCAGAUCCCCCGCAGCUUCCCCCUGUUCGACGCGGAAGCCGCCUGCCGGCUGCAUCUCGUGGUCACCGACGCGGAUUCCUUCCGCCGAUGGCUGCCCGAAUCGCCGCCGAACGCCACUGGCGCAACCACCCUGGCGGAGGUCGAGCAGCCGAGGAGUUCAGGUGCGCCCGCGCUUUCCGCCAACCCCGCGCCUCCUGCUCCUCACGCGGCCCCGCAGCCGCCACCGGCGCAGACAGUGGGGGGCAGGCGGAGCGACGCUGCGCCGCUGGUGGUGCUGAGCACAAGCACUUUCUCCACUGGCGCGGGCGCGGGGGGGAUUGCGGGGAAGCAGGGCACCGUGGUGCAGCUUUGGGCGGAAAGUGACGACCGCGAAGGGGGGGGACAGGCGGACUUGGGGCUUGAAAUGGGGUUGAGACUUGGGCUGGGGUCGGGGGGAGAAAGGCAACGCGCGGAGCAAGGGGCGGAGGCAGGUGCUUGGAAGGCGGGGAGCGGAGAGAGGAGGAGCUUGUUGGCAGCUGACGUGUGCGGAGGCGUGGGGGGCUGGCGGGACCAGGGGGACGAGGAGGCGAGUGGAGGGCUGGUAGCGGCCGGGCCAGGGAAAGAUAAUGUGAGAGUGAGUGGGGCGGAGGGCGCGGGGACGGGGGCAGGGUCGGGGGCGGGGUGGGGGGCGGGAACGGGCGCGAGCAGUGAGGGGCGGGAGUGGGUGUUGCGGUGGACGAUGUGGAACGUGCAUGGCACGGAUGGCGCUAAGGAUGACUGGGCACAUGGGGACGGAUUGCCUGUGGAUUGGCCGGUGCUCGAGGCACGCGAGGCUGCGAGGCUGGAUGCGCUGAUUGCGACGCAGCUGAGUGGGGAAGGAGGAGGAGGGAGCGAGGAAGGGGGAGCGGUAGGGGGAGGGGGAAGGAGACAAUUGAAGGAUGCGUAUGAGGGCGAUGCGGAGAUAGGGACGGACUUAAAGGAGAGGAGUAGGCGACUCAUGGAGGAAGAAGGAGGGGUGUCGUUGCAUGCGAACGCGCAAGGGGCUGGCCCACAGGCCGGCGAGCUAGUCUCCUCCUCUGAAAUGCACACAGACACUGGUGGCAUGGCGACGACUCGUCGCGCACCACCGCCCGGUACCGCUCUGCAAACCCCUCCACCACGGUCCAGCCAGCGGUCACUGGACGUGAAGGUGGCCAAGGAGGAGAUCGAGGCGGCGAUUGCAGCAGCGCUGGCAGCGGCGCACCAACAGCGCGUGCUUCUGGCGCUCAACAUCUUUGCGCCCGUGGUGCGCGUCGUCGCCCCCCACAUGCCCCCCAUCACCCUCGUAGAGCGCCUCGCCAAGGCGCGCUCGCUGCACCCGCUGCUCGCGCACCUGCUGCGCCUGGACGUGCGGAUACAUGAGGUGGAGCUGGUGGUGCGCGCGGAACCCGCGCCUCCGCCUCCGCCCGCGGGCGGAGUGCGCGGGAGCAACCUGUCCGCGCUCACGCGGGGGCAUUUCGAUGUGUGGAGCGCAGGGAGUGGGAAGCAGCUGGCGGCGGGGAAGGUGCUGCAGCAGUGGGACGCGUAUGACGUGGUCAAUGUCACGUCCGGGGAUGUGGGGCGCGACUGGCGCUUCUCCUCCCUUGCUUACAACUUUGAGCCUGUUAAGCCUCCGCGCCCGCCGCCCCCGCCCUCCCCGCCGGCCCCCCCUCCGCCCCCGUUUCCUCCUCCGUUUCCCCCGCCCGCGCCCUCGCCCCCACCGCCGUCCCCUCCGCCUCCCGCCCCUCCGCCCCCUCCUUCGCCUCCGCCUAAGCCUCCGCCGCCCAGCCCGCCUCCCCAGCCGCCGCCCCCUAGCCCGCCGCCUUCUCCUCCCCCUCCGCCCCAGCCCCCACCGUCACCCCCUCCGUCUCCGCCACCCUCGCCCCCGCCAAACCCACCGCCCCCACCACCGCCCCCCUCUCCUCCCCCACCAUCUCCCCCUCCCUCGCCGCCUCCCCCACUUCCGCCUCCUCCUUCCCCUCCGCCCAGUCCUCCUCCCUCCCCGCCCCCACCUUCGCCCCCCCCUCCGCCAUCUCCACCGCCCCCCUCCCCCCCUCCGUCGCCUCCCCCGCCCUCACCGCCUCCCCCUAGCCCUCCCCACCCACCUCCCUCCCCUCCCCCAUCUCCCCCGUCCCCCCCACCAUUCCCCCCUCCCUCACCUCCUCCCUCACCUCCUCCCUCUCCCCCUCCCCCGUCCCCUCCCCCUCCGCGCCCUCCUUCCCCGCCUCCUAACCCACCACCCCCGAACCCUCCCCCUUCUCCACCCCCACCGUUCCCCCCUCCACCGUCCCCUCCGCCGCCCCCUUCCCCCCCUCCCCCACUCGCGCCCCUCUCCCCCGCCGACGCACGCCUGGGGAUCAUCCAGUCCCUGGGCGAGUGGCAGAGGGCAAUAGCAGCACAGCAGCUCACGGCAGCAGCCGAAAUCUUCUCCCCCACGUGCCUCCUCCUCGCGCCCACCCUACCACUCCUCACCCUCACCUCCCUCUCCGACCGUCUGUCAGCACUGCAGCUGCUGCCAGCAGGGUGCGGCACAGACCAGCUAUUCGCAGCAGUGCUGGCGGUGGGGGUGUUUAAUGGAGUGGGGGAUGAUAGGGAUCCGGGCGGGGCGUAUGUGGUGCUCAGCACGGGCGUGUUUAGCUUCUCUGCGCCUGACGGCGCUGUGCUAGAGUCUGCUAAUGCUGUUGCGCUCUGGGAAGUGAGGGACAGGGCGCGGGAGGCGCAGGGGUAUGGCUGGGGCAGCGGCAGGGGCAGGAGCAGUGGCAGCGGUAGGGAUGCGGUAGAAGCUGUGGCGGAUGGGGAGGUGGUGGGAACGGGUGGGUUGAGAAUGGUGAGUGGUGGGGGAGGAGGGUUGCCGGAUGGGGUAUCAGAUGGAAGGGAUGGCAUGCACCAGGCAGCGCACAUAAGGCAGCUGUUUCAGGAAGAGGUGAACCGCCGGCGGCUGCAGGAGCAGGAGCAGUGGCAGGGGCAGCAGCAGGGGCAGGGGCAGGGGCAGGGGCAGGGGCAGGGGCAGGGGCAGGGGCAGGGGCAGCAGCAGGGGCAGGGGCAACAGCAGGGGCAGGGGCAGGGGCAGCAGCAGGGGCAGGGGCAGGGGCAGCAGAAGCUGCAGAAAGAGGGGCAGCAGCAGCAGCAGCAGCAGCAGUGGUGGCGGCCCCAGGAGGCGAGUCAGAACGGCCAGCUGUGGUCUGCGCGAGUUGUGGUGUGGAAUUCGAGGCUCUCAGCCUUCCCCCCAGGCCGCGGGCAAGGCACGGGCAUAGAAGACGCACUUAACCUGCUCUGGCUCCUCCCGCCCCUCCCACCCUCCCCUCCCCCCUCUGCCUCCGCCCCGCCUCGCCUCUCCCUCUCACCUGUGCCUUCCGGGCCUCUUCCCUUGAUCUCACUGCAGGCGUCUCUGGCACCAGCAGUGGCAGCACCACCUAUCCUUGCUGCCGUCUCCCUUGAACCACUCCCACUGCCACAGCCUGUGCUUCCACUGGUGCUUCCGCAGGUGGCGCGGGCGGGAGGUGCAGGGCUGUCAAGUGGGGCAGUGGGAAAGGGCGUGCUGCUGCAAGGGGCAACGAGGGGGGAAUUCACAGCGGCGCAGGAAGAGCAGGAGGCACGGACACAGGCGCAGGGGCUGGUGGACGGGGAGGAGGGGUCGAGUGGGGGGCUGAUGCUGGUUGGGGAGAGCAGGCAGCAUGCAGAGGGGAUGGGUGUGAGGAGACGCGUGCAGCUGGAAAUGGGCAUGGCAGGGCAGGGAGAGUUGGGGGGAGGGGUGGGGGUACGGGUGGAGGAAGGAGGAAGGGACGGAGGGCACGGGGCGUGGGGGCGGGGCAGGGGGCGGGGGGGGUUGCUGAUAGAGCAGGUGGAUGGCGUGUGCUGGGUGCAGGCACAGCAGCGGGGCGCGCAGGGAGAGGCGCAGCAGCAGUGGCGAGGGAAGGCGAUGGGGGCGGUGGAAGGGUGGGCAGAGGAAGCAGGUGGGAGGGGAGGGUGGGAGCGGUGGGUGCGGUGGGUGAUGCGGGCAGUGGCACGGGUGGUGGUGGGGGGCGCGGUGUGGUGGCAGCAGGCUCGGGAGAUGCUUUCCGUGCGUGGAGCCAUGCAGCAUGAGAGUGGCGUGCAGAGGCUGGGGUGGGGAGUGGGGGGAUGUGGAGGAGGAGAGGGUUGUGGGAGCAGUGAUGGUGGCAGUGAUGGUGUGAUGCAGCAGAGUGUGAGGGAGCAGAGUGGAGGUAUGCAGCAGCACGGGCAUAGGUUAAAGGCACCGUUGCUCAUCGUGCCAUUUGCAGGGCCGGGGGCGAUCAGUCGCAGCAGGAAGGAUGCUGGUUUGGAAACAGUGGACGGCACAGGACACCCAGGCUCCAUGCAUGCAAGCACCAGCAGGCUUCACAGUACUGCUCCUGAAGGCGAUACCACACCCCCAUGGCCGCUCAUGCAUGACGCAGCAAGUACCGCUACUGCCUCUCUCCCCACUGCUCCCUUCCCCACCUCUCCCCCACCAUCUCCCCACACCAAGCCCCCAGUUCCCCCAACCCCCCCCCGCUCGCCGCUCGAAGCCAACGCAUCGGCCAUUAGAAGGGAGAUCGCUGUCUCCCUGCGCUGCUGGCGGCAGCACGUGGAGGCGAGGGAUGAGCAGCGUGCUGCUGCCAUCUUCGCCCCGGUCACCUCCCUCACCGCCCCCGGCCACGACCCCCUGCUGCUCCCAGACCUGCCCUCCAAACUCACUGCGAUUAAGCCCUUUCUGGAGGGGCGGGCGGUGGUGCGAGUGCGGUUGGGCGCGGUUCAGGUGGUGAAGCGGGGCGUGCAGCCGGGGCAGGCGGUGGCAGUGGUGGCGCAGGGGGAGUUUGAGCUGAGCUGGCGCGGAGAAGCGGAGCGGGAGUGGAGAUUACCGGGCAAGGGAGUGAUGCUGGGAGGAGAGGCAGUGGAUGGUGCGCAUGGCGAUCUGGAACUAUGA
Messenger RNA from Closterium sp. Naga37s-1, 6189 nucleotides. NCBI's taxonomy places the organism in Eukaryota, Viridiplantae, Streptophyta, Zygnematophyceae, Desmidiales, Closteriaceae. The record is from the annotation of a GenBank genome assembly.